GACAGGACGUUGAUGAGCGCCUACAGUGUUCUCACUGGCCUUUAUCCACCAGAGGGCAAGCAAGUUUGGAAUGGUACAUUACCAUGGCAACCAAUACCAGUUCACACAGUUCCUAGGUCAGAGGACUAUCUGCUGUACCUGCACUGCCCCACGUAUGAGAAAGCGUACGAGGAGCUGCUGCAGAGUCCUCCCAUGCUGAAGAUACAGAACCAACACAAGGACCUUAUAGACUACAUCUCACAGCAUUCUGGUCUCAGCGCUACUCUUGGCAGCCUUCUUCUUAUAAUGGAUCCUCUUCUGUGUGAGAAAAUAAACAAGAAGCCCUAUCCACCAUGGCUGAUAGUAAACGACACAGCAGAGAUCAUCCUGAAACUGAUAGAUUUGAAAGUUCAAGUAAGGACAAACACUCCUGAACUGGCUCGCAUCAGGGAGGCUGAGUGCGGUGUUAAACAACAAAUACAUAUGUGGUUAUUGAUUCUAGAUCAUCUUUCUGUGUCUACAGGUCCACUGCUUGGAAGAAUGAUACAGAACAUGAAAGACCACAUCACUAAUAAAUUGUCAAGGAAAGCUCUUCUCUUCUCAGCACAUGACUCCACAAUCGAAGCGUUUCUAAGUGCACUGAAUGUGUUCAAUCACCGAUACGUCCCGUACGGAUCCAGCGUCUAUGUAGAACUACAUGAAAUCAAGGAUGCCCCUGUUGUCAAGGUGUUCUAUAGAAAUGACACAACUGCUGAACCAUAUCUGCUCGAAUUAUCAGGCUGUAGUGACCUCUGCACUGUGGCGGAACUGGAACGACUCACCCAGCAUAUGAUACCAGAAGAUUCCAAGGCUAUGUGUGAGGGUGACAGCCACACAUCACACAGGGACCACCUGUCAGGAGCAACUGUAGCUGUAGCUGUCCUCAUCCCGGUCAUCCUGGCCAUGUUCCUGGCCAUCCUGGCAUACAGGUUUAUGCAAGAGAGGAAGCGCCAAGCUUUGUACCGAUACCGACCAGUCAACGAACACUUGUGACUA
Molecule: messenger RNA, 1014 nt
Organism: Haliotis rubra (blacklip abalone)
Lineage: Eukaryota; Metazoa; Mollusca; Gastropoda; Lepetellida; Haliotidae
Product: testicular acid phosphatase homolog
Exons: 8
Coding region: 13-1011 (332 amino acids)
Biological process (GO): dephosphorylation
Molecular function (GO): phosphatase activity
Source: RefSeq, a predicted model, not a curated record